This is a messenger RNA of Telopea speciosissima, 2063 nucleotides long. RefSeq names its product protease Do-like 9. The record is from RefSeq and is a predicted model, not a curated record. Gene Ontology annotation, molecular function: serine-type endopeptidase activity; protein binding. The coding region runs from base 158 to 1921 and encodes 587 amino acids. The transcript is spliced from 9 exons. Gene Ontology annotation, biological process: proteolysis. Lineage: Eukaryota; Viridiplantae; Streptophyta; Magnoliopsida; Proteales; Proteaceae.
UAUCUCAAAUUGUAGCAUUGUAAGAACUGGAGUUACGGAACAUACACUGUUCUCGUCUUCUUCUUCUCUUGGUUUCUCAGUCGAAGAGGACCAGAGGUGGAACGAGCCGCGAAGAAGCAGCGGAAGAAGGAAGACCUAAUAAUCAGAAUAGUAUCAGAUGGGAGACCAAAAGAGGAAACGAGGUCGGAAACCGAAGCAACCAGCUGCCGAAACCAUGGAUUCACAAAGAAAUAGCAAUCCAGGUACCACUUCCUCCGCUGCCAUGGACGACGUAUUCUCCCUCAGCAAAGUUGAAAUCGACGAUUCCGAUCUACCUAAGGGACGCGGUGGUCGGGGACGGAAAGCUGCGAAGCAUUCUGAGAACGCAGAAACCUCUCUCGUCGCUUCUCCUGGUAGGAGGACUUCUCGUGCCGCCGAAAACAACAGUGAUUGUGUGCUUGCCAUGUCGGUCGGCGGUGACGUAGCUAUGCAUUCGGGUAUGGAGCCACUGCCCGGAUGGGAGAAUGUUGUGAAGGUGGUGCCAUCCAUGGACGCGGUAGUUAAGGUGUUUUGUGUUCAUACAGAGCCCAAUUUUUCCCUUCCUUGGCAACGCAAGCGACAGUAUAGUUCCAGCAGUAGUGGUUUCAUCAUCGGUGGAAGGAGGGUGUUGACGAAUGCACACUCCGUGGAGCAUCAUACGCAGGUUAAGCUCAAGAAACGCGGCUCCGAUACCAAGUAUUUGGCCACUGUGCUAGCAAUUGGAACGGAGUGCGAUAUUGCGAUGCUGACAGUAAAUGAUGAUGAGUUUUGGGAAGGCGUUUCACCAGUGGAAUUUGGCUCCUUGCCUGCACUCCAAGAUGCUGUCACUGUUGUAGGCUACCCUAUAGGAGGAGACACAAUUUCUGUGACCAGUGGUGUGGUGUCACGCAUGGAAAUCUUGUCGUAUGUUCAUGGGUCAACUGAACUUUUGGGUUUGCAGAUAGAUGCUGCUAUAAACUCGGGGAAUUCUGGUGGGCCUGCUUUUAAUGACAAGUGUAAAUGUGUGGGAAUUGCAUUUCAGUCCCUUAAACAUGAAGAUGCAGAGAAUAUAGGUUACGUCAUACCAACCCCCGUCAUCAUGCACUUCAUUCAGGACUAUGAGAGGAAUGGAGAAUAUACAGGAUUCCCCAUUCUCGGAGUUGAGUGGCAAAAGAUGGAAAAUCCUGAUUUGCGGAUGGCAACGGGGAUGAAACCCGACCAGAAGGGCGUUCGCAUAAGAAGAAUUGAACCUACUGCCCCGGAAUCUCAGGUUUUGAAGCCAUCCGAUAUUAUUCUCAGCUUUGACGGAAUUGAUAUUGCUAAUGAUGGAACAGUUCCUUUCAGACAUGGAGAGCGUAUCGGUUUUAGUUACCUUGUUUCCCAAAAGUACACUAAAGAGAAUGCUGUAGUUAAAGUUCUCCGCAAUUCGGAAAUUCUUGAAUUCAACAUCAAACUCGCAACUCACAAACGGCUUAUCCCAGCGCACAUCAAGGGCAGACCUCCUUCAUAUUACAUUAUUGCUGGAUUUGUCUUUACAACUGUAACUGUUCCAUAUCUCCGGUCUGAGUAUGGAAAGGAUUAUUUUUUGGAUGCACCAGUCAAACUGUUGAACAAACACAUGCAUGCAAUGGCACAAUCAGAAGAUGAACAGCUUGUGGUGGUUUCUCAGGUGCUCGUGGCUGAUAUCAAUAUUGGGUAUGAGGACAUUGUGAAUACUCAGGUUCUUGCUUUCAAUGGUAAGCCUGUUAAGAAUCUGAAGAGCUUGGCCAGCAUGGUGGAGAAUUGUGAAGAUGAAUUUUUGCAGUUUGAUCUGGAGUACCAGCAGAUAGUGGUCCUCCAGACAAAGACGGCCAAGACAGCAACACUGGAUAUUCUCACUACUCAUUGCAUACCGUCAGCAAUAUCUGAUGAUCUCAAGAAAUGAGCUAGCAGUGUAGUGGCUGGCCAACUAUCCAAGUUUGUCUUUUUGUAGACCCCUAAAUUAGAGAAUGCAGUACUCAGUAGCACUCGGCCGAUAGAAUCUUAAAUAUCAGUCAAAAUAAGUAGGUAAAUUGCUGCUACUAUAG